AUUGUUGUAUCAACAACAAUUGCGCCAAUUUGAGCAUUUUUUAAUUUAAUAACAAUUGCAUUUUGAAAUAAAUAAAUAAAUAAAUACACAUUUCAUUAGCGAAUAAAUAAUAAACGUUUUUAGCUGAGAAACAAAACAAGUCAUUUAAUAAUAAUAGUUAUUUGAGUACAAAAUAUUAUAAUAUGCAAACAAUUGCGAAACGGAAGUGUUAAUAUAAAAAAAUGGUGCUAAACAUUAAUACAUUCUCUACAGCUAGAGAGAGUGUAGAAAAUACACAAUUCAUCAGCAAGGAUUUCGAGGAUAAAGAUUUUAAAGACGCUCCCUUAACGGCUAUCAGUACAGAUACCAUGAAAAUGUUGUCAAAUUUACUAAACAAUUUAAAGAUUCUACAUUCAGAUACUGGUUAUGAACGUGAUUGGCGUGGUUUGGCUACCUUAACAGAGCUGAGAAAUUUAUUUGAUUUUAAUAAUAUGGUUAGCAAUGAUCCCUUGAAGAAAGUCAUAGAAUUAUGGUGUGAAAAUAAACCAGAUGCAGCGACAUUUGGUAACUUAAUAACAUUCUUGGGUCUUAUUGAUCGUUGGCAUGUGAUCGAAGAUUUACAGGAGAAUUUCUUACAAGAUUUUCGUAAUUAUCAACAAUCAAAAGAACAACAACUAAUAAGUCCAACAUGUGAACAAACACCAAAUAAAAUAGUACAACUAUCCAACAAAACAAAUGAAAAUAGUACAUUAAAUAAAGUAGAAAAUGUAGUACAAAUACCAUUCUCAACUAAUGACAUCGAUUCAAUAAAUUCCGCUCUCUUAAUGGAGAAACCUGUAAGUGAGAGUGAAAGUUUUACUUAUGAAUCAGAAUCAAAAGUUUUAACCAGCAGUGAUGUUCAACGUUAUAAACAAGGUUUACCUUUGCUGAAAUAUGAUGCUUUUGUCUUAUAUGCAGACAUGGACUACGAUUAUGCUUUAGAGAUUUUGCAUAAGCUACAAAAUAAUCCAGUUUAUAAUUUUAAAUUUUGUUUAAAAGAUGAUCUACUUUUCGGCAUACCAUUUGAGCAUAUUGCACUAAUGGAAUUAAUACGAGAACGUUGUAAUUUUUUAAUAGCAAUCCUAACUAAAGAACUUACCAAAAGUCCAGAAAAUCGUUUCUUUGUUAAUUACGCCCAAGCUUUACAAAUAAAGCAUGAGAUACGUAAGGUAAUACCUCUGAUGUAUGAGGAAAAUGUUGAAGUACCCGCUAAUUUGGCCAUGUUCUCACGUAUGCGUUAUAAUCCCAAUCGUACUGAUUUGUAUUGGUCGAAAUUGGCUGAUUCUAUGCAACUAAUGCAUUUAUGUGAAGGAGUGACCACAUUUUCAGCAACUUUUCAAAAGAGUAUUGUUAGUGGUAGACCUCAACAAACUAGGAAUUUGCACACAGAAGCUCAAAAUUUUCAUAACAAUUUAACAGUCGCUCCUAUCGCCUGCUCAACCUCAAGUGUUAAAAAAGAAGUUAAAAAAAGAAGACCUGCAUUUAAACCAAAUAGGGUUAAGUUAAAAGAAGCAUCAUUUAAUAAUUUAAAUGAAUUAGAAAAUUAUUCCAUUGUUUCAAGUAGUUGUGGCAGUAAGGACUCUAGAGGUAUUUUAAGAAAAUUGUUUUGUUGUCGUUAAUAAAGAUUAAUUUUAAAAUGUU
This is a messenger RNA of Lucilia cuprina (Australian sheep blowfly), 1659 nucleotides long. RefSeq names its product myeloid differentiation primary response protein MyD88-like. Bases 222 to 1637 code for a protein of 471 amino acids. The transcript has a single exon. Gene Ontology annotation, molecular function: TIR domain binding; Toll-like receptor binding. Lineage: Eukaryota; Metazoa; Arthropoda; Insecta; Diptera; Calliphoridae. The record is from RefSeq and is a predicted model, not a curated record. Gene Ontology annotation, cellular component: plasma membrane. Gene Ontology annotation, biological process: defense response to Gram-positive bacterium; Toll signaling pathway; positive regulation of canonical NF-kappaB signal transduction.